CAUAAGAUAGUUUGAAACUAAAUCUUAAACCUCACAAUCCUAUAUAAAGUGUUCAAUGCUCUCCUUUUAGAAACAAUAUGUCACUAAUAAAAAAAAUGGAGAGUUGUUGAUUCAAGUCAUCUAUAUACUACAAAUUCAGCUAAGAGGGGACCAUCACAACUUGAGAGCAAACGGAAAAAAUCAGGGUUAUCUCCAAUAUGCGAAUAGACUUGAUCAAAGUAAUAAGGCGCAAAAUUAGACACUCCUUAUCUAUUAGUUCCAGUAGGUUGAAUAAAGAAGCGACCUAUUUCAAACAAUCAAUCAAUGAUUCCUCGUUUUAAGAUAGAAAUAGGUUGUGACAGUUGCAAAAACCAUAAACCUAAAGAUCCAAUACCCACCACUCUCCGUUGUACAACCAAAUUUCUAUCUCAAGAGGCAUAUAUUCAACCAAAAAUUCAAUUUCUAAUCUUCCUUCUACAACUUCAGUUAUUGAUGAACUCCAUUCUAUUCGCCAUGAAUUGAUAUCGAAGUUGAAAUCUUCUACUCGCCCAGCUUAAAAUCCCAACAAUAAAACCGUAGUGCCAAGAGAUAUCUGAAGAUUGAUUUUCAAUGACAGUCUUGUACUGGGAAGUGAAAGGCGCAAACUAUUGCACGAUGGAUGAAAUUUCGGAGGAAGUUAGAAAGAGAAAAGAACAAAGAUAAAAAAACAAUAAAUUUAAAUUUAAUUUGAAAAAUGCAAGGAUACAACACGUAGUUACAUAAUUAGUUUCUUCCAUGUUAGCCAAUUACCCAUUUAAAAUGGAAGAAAAUUACAUGAAACUCUACUAUGAAAAUAGAAGUAUCAAGCUCGAUAAAAAUACAUACAUUAGACUUAGUGAGCUUGCUAAUUAUGAUUAAAAAGUCCUCUGAUUUUCAGAGAUUAACUUUGUCUAUUUUUUGUAUAAAAAAGGAUGCAAUAAAUUUGUUUAGUGUAACUGGUUGUUAUUGUUAUCUUUGUUUGAAGAGACCCGGGUUCAAAUCUUGAUAUUGCUAUUUUAUAUGAAAUAAAUAAUAAAUGUGUAAAGACAAAAAUGACCUUCCUAUUUUCACUCUCGUUGCAGGAAAUUUGAAAUGGAGAAAAGUACACAAAACUCUACCAUAUAUUAAUGGAGGAUUGUUUAGAUUUAGAUUAGAUUAGAACAUUAGAUUUAGAUUUAGAGUAGACUUGUAGAUUACUAAUGUCUGAUGAUGAGAUAAACAUUCCAAACUGAUCCGUAUCCCUGUCCUCUCCAUGUUUGGGUACAAAGUGUUGGAUUUGGGCCCAAAUUACAAAGUACAAACAUAUACAUAGGCGAGCCUAGCUAUUUCCACGAAGUUUAUCGGGUCCAACUGGGCCUAAUCGAGUGUUCGAUUAUUUUCUUAAUGGGCCCUAUUGUCCAUUCUAUUCCAUGCUGCCGCAGAGUGAGUAUUCCCUUUCCUUUCACACUUCCUCCUCCCCCUUGGUCCCACCCACACCAGAUCCAAUCUGAGCCCAACCCUAGCACUACUCAAACUUGAAUGAAGACCAGCAGUUAAACAAGUACACGAAAAAACAAAAAUACAGGACACGUAAGAACAUAGGUCAGCGGUCAGUUUCUGUGUCUGUGCACUCCUGUCCACUCGCUUGCUGGACUGAACUAGCUCUCCUUCAGUUCCCGGUCAGCUUCCCUCCUCCCUGCCCGAAUCAUCGUCAUCCCCAUCCAACAAACCACCACCACAAAACGAAAGGGGAAAAAAAUCACAAAAUACACACGUUAUAAAAAAUAUUUCCCAAAAUACACAUGUUUUGGGUAUCACCACUGUUGUCAACUGUAGGCAUUCACCGUGGUGAUACUCAAACAUGUGUAUUUUGUGAAUUUUUUUUAUAACUUGUGUAUUUUGAAUUUUUUUUAAAACAUGUUUAUUUAGAGAAUUCAUCUCACAAAAGGAGAGGUAAAAGUAAAAACAAAUAAAAAAGGAAAACACUAAUCAACAAAUAUAAACUUAAAAACGAAAAGCACAUUUCCAAAAGGAUAAAGUUUUUACAAACUGGCUGCUUAGUAUUAUUAAUCAUAACUAAUAGACAAUACCAGUGCAAUUGAUAGUUUAACAAUACUUUGCAUUGCAACUUUCAAGCGAUGUGAAGGUGGUUCGUUUUCCUAAUUAUAUUAGGGUUAUAGGUAUAAUAUGCCCCUCUAUUAUGUUGUUUUAUCAAACAUGUUCCUCUACUAUUUUUUACAUCAAAUAUGUCCUUGUACUUUAGAAAAAUGAUCAAACAGGCCCUUCUGUUAAUAUUUUCAUCCCAAAACAGUCAAUCAUGGUCGUACCUUGGUUUGGGCGACACAAAUGUCUAAAAUAUCCUUGGUAAUUUCACUUUAAAAUUUUUUGGUUUCUUUUGUAGAGCCAAAUACCUCUAAUAAUUUCACUUUAACGAGACCUAGAAAAUAAAAUGGGGAACAAAACUGACAUUUUCGCUCUUAUUUUCCAAUGUCGGGUCAUCUACAUCUCGGUUCAACCAUGGUUGGCGAUUUUUUUAAUGAAAAUUUUAACAGAAGGGCAUGUUUGAUCAUUUUUCCAAAGUAAAAGGGCAUGUUUGAUAUAAAAAAUAGUCUAGGGACAUGUUUGAUAAAACUACAUAAUAGAUGGGCAUAUUAUACCUAUAACCGAUUAUAUUAUAAAUCGCUUUAUUCAGAGGCGAUCAACUAAUGAUCGAUUUUGUCUGAAAUGAUUUACUUUGGAUUCUGUCGCCAACAAUUAAAGUAUAAAUCGUUUUUCUAACAAGUGAUUUGAUCAAAAUAUGUGUAUUUUGGAAAUUUAUAAAAUCUACUGUUCUUGAGAAUUUAAAAAAAGAACGUAUAUGUAUGUGUUAUUCUUUGAGCUGAAGAUUCACGGGGUCACUCGUUCUGUUUGUUGGAAGAGAGUCGCCAGGCCAGACGGCUUCAUUGAUUGUACUGUUCAUUUCCCACCAAAUCAGGGUCUUCUAUUCAAAGAAUUUACUCCAUUUUUGUCUUUUCUUCCUAGUAGAUAUUUUUGUAAGGCCUGAACUUUGACCAAGAUAAAUAUUCUGGUCAAUCUUUUCGAUGUAUAACAUCUUGGCCCGAACUAUACAUCAAAUAAACAAUUUGGCCAGAUCCUACUUUUGACCGUUAACUUGGACGGUCAAACGCGUUGACUAACGGUCAACGCACAAUGUCAUUGCCAACUCAGCAAAUUUCAAUUAAUUUUUUUAAUUUAUACCUAUUUCCAUUUUCUUUCCUUUAUCAUUUUGAACGAAAAAAAUAAAACAAAUUUUCAAUUCAAAAUGAUAAUUUGUUUUAUUUUUUGUGCCGAAAUUGAAAAGGAAAGAAAAGAUAAUUUAAAAAUUUUAAAAAUUGUUUUAAAAAAUUAUAAUAAAAAAAAUUUGCCCAGAAAUUGAAAAUUUGUUUUAUUUUUUUUUCUAUUCAAAAUGAUAAAGGAUAGAAAAUGGAAAUAGGUGUAAAUUAAAAAAAAAUUAAUUGAAAUUUGCUGAAUUGACAGUGGCAUGGCGCGUUGACCGUCUAAGUUAACGGUCAAAAAUAAGAUCUGGUCAAAUUGUUUAUUUUGAUGUAUAGUUCAGACCAUGAUAUUAUAGAUAAAAAGAUUGGUGAAAAUGUUUAUUUUGAUCAAAGUUCAGGCCAUACAAAAAUAUUAACACAUAAAAAUAUAAAAGUUCUCGAGAGACUAUAAAUAGUUCCAAGAAAAAUAACUUAUAUAAAUACGUUUGAUUUUUUUAUCGGUAAAAAUUAUUACAGAGGACUAGAGGAGGUUGUUUCCUGUAAUUCUUCUGGGGACCUAUAAAAAAAAAGUAAUUCUUCUGGGGAAACUGUUUUUGUUUCUUUUUUUUCUUCUUUUUUUUUUUUCCCGGUAUGGGGUUUUAGUUACCCUGUCUGUAAUAGCCACAGCGCGACAGAGAGAGAAGGGAUUCCAUUUCGUUUGUGGCAACAGAAGCAACAGCUGCUGCAGCGGGGGAAGAAGUCGGUAUCAACCGAAACCGUACAGCUGAGCUCUGUUAGCAAAGAAGAUAACCGAAUCGGAAAAGGUCAGCGUGCCUUGUUUCCACUUACAAACCCUAAUUCCGUUUCCUUCUCAGGUUUGUGUUCCGUUCGUAAUCCGUCGAGUUAGUUCCUCAAUCUCGAUUCGAAUCUGCGCCGCCGCCACCUCUUUCUUCUCUUUUAUUUCUUUUCCCCCUCGGUCGGCUGUCCUUUUCGUCUUCCGUACCCACAAUUCAACGGAAUUUCGAGUUUUUCGGGCGACUACUGGUUAUGGAAGGACGGCUGAUUUCUGUUUUGAAUUCGCGCCAUAGUUGGUGCACUGUUCGCUGUGGUUUAAUGGCCCGAGGGACUUGUUAGUCUGGCUGCAUUAACUGGGAAUUUUAGAAUUUUGCUAGGUUAUUCAACUCUGUUUUCAGGAUUAGGGAUUGAUCAUGCGAGAUAUCUGGUUUUCAACUGUUCAACUGCUACAAAUUUGUUCAUGCAAACUGUUUUUACCUCUUUUCCUUUUUUGGGGAUUUUCUGUUCUUCCUGUAUGGAUGUCCGUUGCUUCAAUUGUUGAUGCUGCGGAAUUCGGAUGCGUGUUAGUAUAUGCAUGGUUAUUCAUCAACGGACGGCCUUCAUGCUGUUGCUUUCUCGGCUGCUUGCAGACUGCAGUACAUUUCAUUUGAUCAUGUUGGACUCCUUGCGUUUGUAUUUGAAGUUUGGAUGUCCUUUAUUUUUGCUGCAGACUUUGGCCAUCCUGCUUCUGUGAGGAGGGCUCAUGACGUCGUCCACGCAUGAUCGUUCUGAAAACAAUGAAGCUGAUGAGCAACUGAAAAACUCAGAACAUCAGAUUCAAUCUCCGCCUCCAGCAGCAGUGACACGUCCAGCCCUGAACUUUCCUUUCUCGCCUGCUCCGCAACUUGGGGCUGGACAAGCUAUGGUGCCUGCAACUUAUCCCUAUCCAGAUCCUUAUUAUAGAAGCAUAUUUGCUCCCUAUGAUUCCCAGCCAUAUGCCCCGCAGCCAUAUGGUGCUCCACCUAUGGUUCAUGUUCAACUAAUGGGAAUGCAGCAAGCUGGAGUGCCUUUGCCAUCAGAUGCAGUUGAGGAGCCAGUAUUUGUUAAUGCAAAACAGUACCAUGGUAUAUUGAGACGCCGGCAAUCACGUGCAAAAGCUGAAUCGGAAAACAAAGCUAUUAAGAACAGAAAGCCAUACUUGCACGAGUCUCGGCAUCUUCAUGCACUGAGAAGAGCUAGAGGAUGCGGUGGCCGGUUCCUCAACUCGAAGAAGAACGAGAAUCAACAGGAACAAAACAACAGCACUGGGUCGGGCAACAAGAUGGAAUCAAACAUCAAUUUGAACUCCGAUAAAAGCGAUAUGGCUUCCUCUGAAGGCAGGAGUUAAUCCCUUAGAACAGGGCAAGAGGCAGUGCAAGAAGCAACACACAAACAUACAAGUUGUUUAAGCAUCAUUACGCUUAUAUGGAACCGUUUAUCCUCCACUCUGGUCACCUAGCAUGAUAGCAUGUAUAGCAGCGUCUUUUCUCCAGUGGCGGUGAGGUGUUUAGGGUGAGUUCUGGCCUUCCGGGUAACAGGCAUUGUAAUUAUGGAGCAGAAAGGAAACAUAGGUAGCUUGGGAUGGUUUUUUUGUUUAGAAAGAAUUUUCUAUCUUGAUGGCAGAGGGAAUAGAACUGAUACCACCACUAGUUUUGCUUCGCGGUAUUGUUCGAUGCUGUGACAGGCUUGCAGGUUCCGUUGUUCACGGUUAGAGUUUCUUAUCGUCUUCUCGGUUGAAGUCUUGUAGUAGCUUAAGUUUUAGUUCAGAUGUUUAAGAAUUCAUGCACUAUUAUUAUGAUAUCUAGUUUUCGAACAGGUUGGAAUGUGAUGUUAAAAGGACGAGAGGGAGCUCUGCUCCUGGACUUGAGUCUUAGUUUCAACCACUGUUUCGAUCGGUGUUUAUGAUACCGUAUUGCAGUGCUAGAUUCUUAGUUUAUGAGGGGUUCUAUCCCUUUUUUGCUUCAACCAAACUCAGGUCGUUGCAUCCUCUAAUUCUGAAUCCAAUUCAUCAAUAGCAAAACCCUAAAAAUAUUCGUCACUCUGAAUCAUGAUUUUGUGUCCACCAAUGAUCUUUCUCCCUCUUUUGUACACGGCUUUAAUUAAUUUGUUGUUGAUUGGUCUCCUUUUGUCAUGUUAUAGGAAUUGUGGGAGGGUUUUGAUUGAUGGUCCAUCCCAACUCCCUCAUGUUGGACAAAAUUGGGUUGUUUGUCAGCUUGGCUGAUCCUUCAAGAAGAGGAUCGAAUUGGGUCGUCUAUCCAGAUUCAUGGCUUGGAGUUGCCAUGUCCCCUUCACCUUUACCACCUUUGUUCAUAUAUGUGAUCAUCUUCUACUACUCAUAAGCAUCUCAGAGCCUAACAUAUGACCAAAACCGGAAUUAUUCAAAGCAUUUCAAUUCUAUUUGCCCAUCGAGAAUGCAUCCAAAUGUAUGUAUGGAUUAUGGGUGAUGCGCGACGGGGUCAGAGUGUGACAGAAUUACGAGACCGAGGAACAUGAAAGAACACGAAUACUCAAAAAAUUUCAUGAUUUUUCUGAAUGUCUAAACUAGUACAUGCAUAGAAGUUAACAAAACCUUCCAAUCCCUCAUUCAGAGAAUGGCGAAGCAUGGGGAGAAGCAUGGAAAAGUCUUCUCCUAUCUCAUUGAGGGAAAGAAGUUUUGCUCAAAGCAGUUAUACAAGCUAUCCCUUCCUACAUCAUGUACCUCUUUCACCUUUCGGUGAACCUUACCAAGAAGAUGGAUUCCCUUCUCACCAACUUCUUCUGGUCAGGGUCAAUGCAGAAAAGCACCAUGCACUGGUGUAGGAAGGAAAUUCUUUGAGCUCCAAAAUCAGAAGGGGGUUUGGGAUUCCAAAGCUUCAAAGAUUUUAACAUGGCCCUGCUGGUAGGGGUGUACAUUGGUCGGUUGGUUCGGGUUUAACCAUUUUAAUCAUCCGAUCCAUGCACUACGGUUUGAGAAUUAUUAAAUCCAAACCCACUCUAAUUGGGUUGAGUCGGGUUGGCAAUAUUUUUAAGUAAAAACCCAACCCAACAUAAAAUAUAUAAUUAUUAUACAUCAUAAAAAUAUUUUAUAACUAAUUAAAAUUUCAAACAAAUAAACCGAGGUGAAAGGUAUCAAAAUUCACAAAUGUUAUUUGAAUUUUAAUAAAAUGUGAUUUACUUCAACAUAUGUCUAGUUUUUUUCACGAUAUUUGUUGAAAUAGGCUAAAAAGGUUAUAAACAAACGCAUCCAUGAUAUAUUAUUCUAUUAAAAUUGUACACAAGAAAAAGGAUUAUGUGAAUCAUAACUAUAUUCAAUUUAUGUCUAAACUUUAAGUCGAAGAAUGCAUUAGAUUAGGGAGACAAUGAUAGGAAAACAUGGUGAAAUAUCUUAAUUUUCUCAUAAGUAUGGCUAUAUACGACAUAAAUAUUUUUAGAUACGAACUCAUACUAAUAGUUGGAACACGGGUUGGGUCGGGUUCUACGGGUUGUGUAAUCCAAAAUCCAAACCUAACCCAAAAGAGGCGGGUUGUACAAAAGAAAACCCUCACCAAACCCAAAACCUUCAUUUUAGCGAUAAAUACGGGUGGGUUGGGUCGGGUUGGAUGGUGGGGUCGGUUUGCGGGUGUGUUUGUUCACCCCUACCUGCUGGCAAAACAAGCGUGGAGACUCCUUAAGGGUUUGUACUUUGUACUUCCCGAGAGGAGGAUUCCUACAAUCUGAAAAAGGAUGUAGAUCCUCUUGGGUCUGAGCGAGACUGUGGGAGGCAACAAAAAGUGAUCAACAUGGGAGCAAUUAAAGUCAUCGGGUCGGGGAGGAUACAUGGGUUGGUCAAGAUCUAUAGAUUCCUAGUCUUCAAAAUUUUGUCAUUGGGAGCGGCCCACAACAGAACCUGAGGGUCAAGGAAUGGAUAGAUCUAGAUAAUAGGAGCUGGAACAUGGACUUGCUUCAAUGUCAUGUGUCGAGAGCUGAAGUGGAGGCUAUCCUGAACAAUGGUCACUAUCCUUAGGACUGACCCUGCAGUUAGGAUUAAAGAGGUUCCAAGGACGUUGAACGUUGGAUCUGAUUGGGUAACACGAUCAAAAGUUAGAUUUACUCUUGCAGAUGACUGGAUUAAUAUUAUUGAUCUAAUUUCUAAUCUCCUUUAAGAUUCUAAUCGCUUUUAGCGUGUUUCGGUGGAAUAAAAGUUGGUGUUAUUGUCAGAAAAAAGAAAAGAAUAGUAGAAGUAAAAGCCAUGGAUUUUUAGAAUUUUCUUCGUCCUCAAUAAGAUAUGCCUUGUUUGUUGUGAAGGGAUUCUGACUGUAGAUGACCAACGACCAAAAAGGAUUUGUGUAACAUGCUAUCUCAUAUUAUAUUGAGUAUUGACUGUUUUCUUGAGUGUGCAUAUGUGAAAGAAUAGAGAUGUCUGCUCCUCCGGAAUGAUUGUCAUAAUAAAAUCUUUUAGCAACAUUUUUUAAUGUUGAUUUCCAAGCAACUUCUUUUAUUUUAUAAUACUCAUUAAGCACUGGGGUACAAGUUGAAUGUACAGGUUUAGUCUGUAUCAGUAAAGGAAUUUGUACGGGAAGGUAUAGUUAUAGAUUGAAUUUGUACCAAUAAGGUACAUAUUCAGUUUGUACCAUGAAGAAAUUUGUACUAAAAUGUAUAAAUGUAU
Molecule: messenger RNA, 8646 nt
Organism: Linum trigynum
Lineage: Eukaryota; Viridiplantae; Streptophyta; Magnoliopsida; Malpighiales; Linaceae
Source: the annotation of a GenBank genome assembly